UAGAUAAUUAUUGAUGAUAAAUAAGUGUUAAGUGAUAAAUAAAGAAUUAUUGAUUUCAAAUAAACUAAUAUAAUAUAAAGAAUAAUUGAUUUAACAAUUAACAAACACAUGGAUAUCUGAUCGGUUUGCUAUUCUCAGGAUCUCAAGGCCAAUGAAGCAAACGCAAAGUCAUAGGAGGGAUCAGUACAUUUGUUUGUCCCGCGAGACAAUAUUUUGUAAGGCAAUCAUUGUGAUGUCGUGAUUGGCCAAUGAAUACACUGGCAAUGGGUUAUGCAUAAUUAUCCAAUUGAGAUUCAUAACUCUGUCACCAAUGACGACAUGCCCAUCGGGCAUAGUUCAUUCAUAUUUUAGGCUGUAGGGACAGGCGAAGCCCAAACAUUCGGCUUAACCACUUGUCAAAAGUAGAGUUUCCGAGUAGAGUCGUAAGCACAGACGCAGCAAAAGGUGGUGGAGGUAGAGGAGGUAGCAGACGCAGUGGCGGAAGAGUUUACAAGUCUCGAAUGCCUAUUCUGAUUCCUCACAGAAAUCCUGCCAGUGCUAAUUACUACGAAAAUAAAGAUGGGGCGAGAAUAGUGAAAGCUUCACACUUUGAACUGGAUUACAUGUUAGGAAGGAAGAUCACAUUUUUCUGCAUGGCUACUGGAUUUCCAAGACCUGAGAUCACCUGGUUGAAAGAUGGAAUUGAAUUGUAUCAUCAUAAAUUUUUCCAGGUGCAUGAAUGGCCUGUUGGCAAUGACACAUUAAAAUCAAAGAUGGAAAUUGAUCCUGCUACGCAAAAAGAUGCAGGAUAUUAUGAAUGUCAAGCAGAUAAUCAGUAUGCGGUUGAUCGUCGUGGCUUUAGAACGGAUUAUGUUAUGAUUUCUUAUUAAAAAAAAAAAAGUACUUCUUUUAUAAUUGCAACACUUAUGUCAAACAAUAUAAUUUAUUAACUUAAUAGCACAAGAUUUAGUGUUAUAGGUACUAAAUUUUUUUUUUAA
Apis mellifera (honey bee) is the source of this 977-nucleotide messenger RNA. Its product is annotated as GB15078 protein. NCBI's taxonomy places the organism in Eukaryota, Metazoa, Arthropoda, Insecta, Hymenoptera, Apidae. The coding region runs from base 501 to 869 and encodes 122 amino acids. The record is from RefSeq and is a predicted model, not a curated record. The transcript is spliced from 4 exons.